GACUACAUGCUAAACUCUUUAUUUAGCUUCUUUUAUUUAUUAGCAAUGUAGUUCUGUAAUUUAUUUUUAUUUAUUUAAUUUUACUUAUCAACUUUAUUUGAAUAUGUAAAAAACUAUUUCAAUCUAAGAUAGAAUAUAAUUACGACCUAAUAUUACUCUUUACAUAUUGUUACACUGUUUUGAUAAAAUGGAGCAAUAACAUCAACAACAAUAAAUAAGUAAAGCCAUAUUAUUAAAACAUUUAAAAUAUAAAAGUGAUACUUAAGGCAACAGUUGGAUUGUUUUUGCAAACAAAAGAUUUUUGUUUUUUUUUAUAUUGGCCCUGCUGUCCUUACAGCAAGAGGGAAGGACAGCAGGGGAGGGGCGAGGAGGUAUGGUCAGGCCUCAAUGUCACAGUAGGCCUUUGCUACAGUCAUGGCGGUGAGCACUGGAGAGCAGCAGCAUGUGGAGCAAGUUUAAAGAGAGAAAACAGGUUUGAUAGUAACAAUGAAAACAUCUAUAAGGAGAAGAAGAGUUCAACCUCAACAUGACGCAGAAUACUAUAUUAAGCUGGAAAUUGACAAGACUGGUCUAACAGAACAGUUCAUCAACCCAUGCAAAGGUCGUGGUGUAAUUGCCACACAGCUUUUCAAACAGGGAGAUUUUAUCCUUGAAUACCGUGGAAAGCUUUCUAAAGUGGAUCCUUACCUUCAAAGAGAUAAAUUCAAUGAUACAGUGGAAGUUUUUUUGUUUGAUUUCAAAUGGAAAGGGACCUGCUGGUGCAUUGAUGCUUCUAUUGAAGACAAGUCACUGGGACGACUAGUGAACGAUGACCACCGAAGGCCUAACUGUAAGAUGAAAACAGUUGAAGUUGAAGGGAUACCACAUCUUUGCCUGUUUGCCCUCCGAGACAUUGAACCAGGAGAAGAAAUAACUUAUAACUACGGAAAAGCUGAUUGGCCUUGGCGCAAGAUGGACAAAUCCACCCCUGAAGUGAGCAACCAAACUGGCAAUGAUGAACACUGCGCUCAGGACAAGUCUUCUACCCCUGAAGUCAGCAACCAAACCGGCAAUGAUGAACACCGCCAUCAGGAGAAAUCUUCUUCCCCUGAAGUCAGCAACCAAACUGGCAAUGAUGAACACCGCCAUCAGGACAAAUCUUCUACCCCUGAAGUCAGCAACCAAACCGGCAAUGAUGAACACCGCCAUCAGGACAAAUCUUCUACCCCUGAAGUCAGCAACCAAACCGGCAAUGAUGAACAUCACGAUCAGGAGAAAUCUUCUUCCCCUGAAGUGAGCAACCAAACUGGCAAUGAUGAACACUGCGCUCAGGACAAAUCUUCUUCCCCUGAAGUCAGCAACCAAACUGGCAAUGAUGAACACCGCCAUCAGUCACGGUUAACCAAGCUGCGGCAGCAUCAUGAGAAAUGCCUGAAACGUCACAGAAUGGCAGAGGAGGAGCAUAAUGCUAAAGAAAAACAUUACACCAUGAUUUUAAUGAAACGUGCAAAACUAGCACAGGAACUGGCAAAACUGGAUGCUCUUCUAAAAUCCCAGCCUGAAAAUACUACUGACAUGAGUUCUCAGCAUGAUAUUCAGGUACCAUUACAACUUGCAGCCUAUAAAAGGGAUAUUCAGAUGUUUGAUGAGUGGGACAGCCACUACCUUCAUCUGAUAGUUCCUUCUUGGAGGAAUUAA
Molecule: messenger RNA, 1677 nt
Organism: Archocentrus centrarchus (flier cichlid)
Lineage: Eukaryota; Metazoa; Chordata; Actinopteri; Cichliformes; Cichlidae
Exons: 14
Coding region: 487-1677 (396 amino acids)
Biological process (GO): regulation of DNA damage response, signal transduction by p53 class mediator; regulation of transcription by RNA polymerase II
Cellular component (GO): nucleus; polytene chromosome
Molecular function (GO): protein binding; transcription regulator activity; histone H4K20 methyltransferase activity
Source: RefSeq, a predicted model, not a curated record